CAGCCAUGCCCUUGCGACCAAGGGCUUCCUCGCAACCUGGAAGAGCAAACACCCUUCCAAGCAUUAAAAACGUCCCAGUUCUGCGCCCGAGAGCUUUGUCGUCCCACACGCAGUCGCCCUUAGAGGAUGAGCUCUCUUGUCCGGUCUGCUGCGAGAUCUUCACCGAUCCCGUGGUCCUGAAGUGCAGCCACAGUUUCUGCCGCCUCUGCCUUCAGGCCUUCUGGAACAAGAAGGCGGCCAAGAGGGAAUGUCCCGUGUGCAGGAGGAAGUGUUCUCUGACGGAGCCCACCGUGAGUCUGGCUCUGAAGAACGUGUGCGACGCCAUCGCACAGGAGCUGAAAGGACAAGCGUCUGCGAGAGUGGGCUCAUAUUCAGCCAACGGGGCGUCUAAACCAGAGGCUCUCUGUGCCACUCACGGAGAGGGACUCAAAUUGUUCUGCCAAUAUGAUGAAGAAGUUCUCUGCUGUGUUUGUCAAACGUCCAAGAAACAUCAAGGCCACAGUGUGUGUCCUUUGGAGGAAGCAGCAAAUGAUCUCAAGGAGGAAAUGCGGCAGAUUGUCAUCCCACUUAAGAAAAGCCUUCGACGCCUCUAUGAGGCCAAACAGGAACGUGAUGACAUAACUGUCCACAUCAAGAACCAAAGACAACAGACAGAGAAACAAAUUCACAAGGAGUUUGAAGAGCUUCGGCAAUUUCUUCUGAAGGAGGAAGCUGCAAGGAUUGCUGUGCUGGCAGAAGAAGAAGAGACCAAGAAACAGACGAUGAAGAAAAAAACCGACAUAAUCGCUCGUGAUAUACUCACCUUUUCUCAGGCUGUCAUGGCCAUUGAAAACGAGAUUGCUAAUGCUGACAGCCUCUUUUUACAGAACUGCAAGAAUGUCAAAAAGAGAGCUCAGAUAACAUUUAACGAACCAGAAAACGUCCCCAAUUCUCUAAUCGACGUUGCAGAGCACAUCACCUCGCUGCAGUUCAGAGUGUGGGAAAAAAUGCAGAGCCUGGUGGAAUACACGUACCCCUGUUUGUCUCUUAGCAAGAACCUGACGAGUGUGUCCAACACAGGGACGAUGAAAGAGCUGCCUGAUAACCCUGAGCGCUUUGACCACUUUGUUUUUGUACUGGGCUCCAAGGGUUUCACCUCAGGAUGUCAUUCCUGGGAGGUGGACGUGGGCCAAAAUAAUGACUGGGUAAUUGGUGUGGUUAAAGAAUCAGUAGCCAGGAAAGGCAAAAUCUCAGGCUGUGCCGAAGGAGGAUUCUGGACCAUCGCUCUCUCUGAUGGGAAGUACACAGCCAUGACCACCCCACAUACACCGCUCAACCUGAAGGGCCACCUGGAAAGGGUUCGGGUGAAAAUCGACUAUAAUAAAGGAGAGGUCAGCUUCUUUGAUUCAGUGGGUGUCACACCUAUCUACACAUUCAAUGACCACUUUACUGAGACAAUGUUCCCUUUUUUCUGUCCGGGGGCAAAUAUAAAUGGGAACAAUCCAGGGCCGCUGAAGAUCUGCCCUGUGAGAGUGGCAGUAUGGAACAGUGCCUCCUGGUGAUGCCAGUUUUAUUGAUGUAUUUCUGCUUCAGUUAUACAGUACCAGUCAAAGAUUUGGAAACGUUUACCUUUUAUUCUACUAAAUUACAAUUUUUCCAGGUUUUAGAAUUAAAUCAAAUCAUAAAAUAAGUCAAACUGAAGUAUGACCAGAUGUGGCCAAUUUUCAUAGAAAGUCACCACCAUUCAUCUGGAUUCCAAU
Molecule: messenger RNA, 1739 nt
Organism: Sinocyclocheilus anshuiensis
Lineage: Eukaryota; Metazoa; Chordata; Actinopteri; Cypriniformes; Cyprinidae
Product: E3 ubiquitin-protein ligase TRIM39-like
Exons: 6
Coding region: 6-1541 (511 amino acids)
Biological process (GO): protein ubiquitination
Molecular function (GO): ubiquitin-protein transferase activity; protein binding; zinc ion binding
Source: RefSeq, a predicted model, not a curated record